AUGGGUUUGAAGGGCGACGAUAUCGCAAAGCACAACAGUGCCGACUCUUGCUGGGUCAUUGUUCACGGCAAAGCUUACGAUGUGACGGACUUUUUGCCUGAGCACCCCGGUGGCUCAAAAAUCAUCCUCAAGUACGCCGGCAAAGAUGCGACGGAAGAAUUCGACCCCAUCCACCCGCCCGACACCCUCGACAAGUACCUCGAGCAGUCUAAGCACCUUGGCCCCGUCGACAUGACCUCUGUAGUGGCUGAGGAGAAGGAGGAGGACCCCGAAGAGGUUGAGCGCUUGGAGAGGGUCGAGCAGAAGCCGCUGCUCUCCCAAUGUUACAACCUGAUGGACUUUGAGGCUGUUGCGCGCAGAGUCAUGAAGAAGACGGCUUGGGGAUACUACUCGAGUGCAGCCGACGACGAAAUUACAUUGCGCGAAAACCACGGUGCCUUCCACAGAAUCUGGUUCCGGCCGCAGAUCCUCGUCGACGUCGAAAAGGUAGACUUCACCACCACCAUGCUCGGCGCAAAGGUUGACAUGCCCUUCUACGUCACCGCCACCGCCCUCGGCAAGCUGGGCCACCCCGAGGGCGAGGUCCUCCUCACCCGCGCCUCCCGCAAGCACAACGUCAUCCAGAUGAUCCCGACGCUGGCCUCGUGCUCCUUUGACGAGCUCAUGGACGCCGCCGAGGGCGACCAGGUGCAGUGGAUGCAGCUCUACGUCAACAAGGACCGUGAGAUCACAAAGAAGAUUGUGCAGCACGCCGAGGCGCGCGGCUGCAAGGGCCUCUUCAUCACCGUCGACGCGCCGCAGCUGGGUCGUCGCGAGAAGGAUAUGCGGUCCAAGUUUACUGACCCGGGUGCCAAUGUGCAAUCGGGCCAGGCGACCGACCAGAGCCAGGGUGCUGCCCGCGCCAUUUCGUCCUUUAUCGACCCCGCCCUGUCAUGGAAGGAUAUCCCCUGGUUCAAGUCCAUCACCAACAUGCCCAUCAUCCUGAAGGGUGUGCAGCGCGUCGAGGACGUCAUCAAGGCCAUCGAAGCCGGCGUCCAGGGUGUGGUUCUCUCCAACCACGGUGGCCGUCAGCUCGACUUUGCCCGGUCCGGAAUCGAGGUCCUCGCCGAGACGAUGCCAGUACUCCGUCGCAUGGGCUUGGAGAACGCGAUUGAGAUCUACAUUGACGGCGGUGUCCGUCGCGCUACCGAUAUCAUCAAGGCGCUGUGCCUCGGCGCUAAGGGCGUUGGUAUUGGCAGACCUUUCCUGUACGCCAUGGCCGGCUACGGCUUCGACGGUGUCGAUCGCGCUAUGCAGCUGCUCCGCGACGAGAUGGAGAUGAACAUGCGUCUUAUUGGUUGCACGAGUAUCGACCAGCUCAACCCGUCGCUUAUCGAUACCCGGAGUCUGUUCAACCACGGCUCGACGCCGUCUGACAACCUUAUGGGUGCCGUGUACGACCCGUUGGCGACGCCGGUUCAGAGACCCAAGGCGCCCAAGCCGUCCAAGUUGUAG
Molecule: messenger RNA, 1494 nt
Organism: Colletotrichum fioriniae
Lineage: Eukaryota; Fungi; Ascomycota; Sordariomycetes; Glomerellales; Glomerellaceae
Biological process (GO): lactate metabolic process
Molecular function (GO): heme binding; L-lactate dehydrogenase (cytochrome) activity
Source: RefSeq, a predicted model, not a curated record